CCCCACCCCCCAUCGCCACGCACCCGCGUUUCAUUUCCAUUUCCACCUCUUCUUCUCCUUCGCGCGAGCGACAAGCGCACUAGCCGCGGCGGAGAUGUGGAGCUCGGAUUCCGAGGCAGACCUCACCGCCGCCGCGGCCGCCAUGACCACCACCACCACAACCUCCUCCUCCUCCUCCUCAUCCUCCUCUCCUUCCUCCUCCCCUCCCCCGCCUCGCCGUCGCCAUCGCCACCACCGCCGCGCCGCCCGCAGGACCCACCCGGUGGAGGCGGAGGCCGAGGAGGUGUGGCGCGGGGCACAGUGGGAGGCGGCGUGGCCGCGGCGGACGAAGCCGGUGGUGGUCGCCGAGGACGAGCCGCCGAGCGGCGGCGUCAUCGUCGGCGCGUGCACGGCGGGGGGCGGCGAAGAGGGCGGCGGCGUGGGGCGCGCGCGGAGCCUGACCGACGACGACCUGGAGGAGCUCAAGGGGUGCGUGGAUCUCGGGUUCGGGUUCAGCUACGACGAGAUCCCCGAGCUCUGCGGCACGCUUCCGGCUCUCGAGCUCUGCUACUCCAUGAGCCAGCGCUUCCUCGACGACCACCCCCAGUCGCACCACUCGCCGCCGCCUCCGCCGCCGCCGAUGCCCUCGCCGUCGAUUCCCAACUGGAAGAUCUCCAGCCCCGGAGACAGCCCGGACGAGGUGAAGGCUCGGCUCAAGUACUGGGCGCAGGCCGUCGCGUGCACCGUCAGGCUCUGCAGCUGAACACCACCACACCACCAUGAUCAUUCCACCAACACAUUUUACAGCCAAGCCCAAGAACAUGAGCAUCAACAAACCAUGUCAAGAACAUGAUCGAUUCCUCCAAUCGGCUGCGCGGAUGAUCAAUCGAUGGAUGGAUGGAUGGGGAAUGCAGUGAAGAUGACAUUGAUGAUCAUUGUGGUUGGAUCUUGCUUGGGAGGAGAAGGUGACCAGAUCAGCUAGUAGCUGUAUGUGUGAGCGACGAGCGUACAUGCAGUUGAGAGAGUGUGGUUCAGAUUAGUUGGGAAUAAUUGUGUCUGGUUGCUGGUUCUCUCUCUCUCUUCUGUGCCAGGCUGCCAGAAUCAAGCUACAGCUUGUCAUCUCCAGCAACUAAAUGUAAUCAAAAUAAUGUAAUCCUAGUUGCCAAUUGGGAGAACAAAGUAAAUAUGGAUGGAUGAAUAAAUAAAUGUGUUCAUCAGCUUGCUCUCU
Oryza sativa Japonica Group (Japanese rice) is the source of this 1207-nucleotide messenger RNA. RefSeq lists its product as uncharacterized. The record is from RefSeq and is a predicted model, not a curated record. Lineage: Eukaryota; Viridiplantae; Streptophyta; Magnoliopsida; Poales; Poaceae.